AUGGUGUUUGUGCCGUUCACUGGUGUGGACAACCACAAACGAUGCAUCACUUUCGGGGCCGGUUUGCUGACUAAAGAAGAUGCUGACUCAUACAGCUGGUUGUUGGAGAAAUUUGUAUGUGCAAUGGGCAAGAGGCCAUUGUGCGUUGUGACCGACCAAGACCUUGCUAUGCAAAUUGCUAUAAAACGAGUAUUACCAGAGUGCCGCCAUCGCUACUGUAUGUGGCACAUCAUGACAAAGGUUAAUGAAAAGCUCGGUAGUGAGUUAGCUAAGGACAAUGAGUUCCGCAAGAAACUACUAAUGGAUGACUACAAUCUAUCCACUCACCGAUGGUUUUGCAAAAUUUUGGUAGAGUUCUACAUGCAAUUCGAGAGCGUGUUGGGAACACAGCGCUACCGGCAAGAUAAAUUGAACGCAAAGUGCGAGGGAUACCUGCCAGAGUUUAAAACACCUUUAGAACUUGAGCGACAUAUUGCACAGCUGUUCACGAUCACUAUUUUUUACAAGUUACAGAAAGAAAUAGAAGCAGCUUGUUUUUAUUGUUCUGUGGUCGGUGUACGAGAGACGGGGACAGCACUUAUUACGACAUUGAUGGUGAGUGCGCCAAUAUUUCGACCGUGCACUACAAGGGGCCUCCCGUCUGAUGGUGAUAAACCCACACCCGCAGCAACCCAACUAUGGACUGAGAUAAACAUGUGCAUUGGGUUAGUAGGUAAUAGCCUAGAACGGCAAACACGGAUGGUGGCGGUACUUCAGGGUCUUACCGCAGAAUUUGCUAGUGACGGUAUAUCUGUGAACCCGGUUAAGGGUAACCGUGCUGCAAUUCAGGCAUUAUGUGGUGUGGAUCCAUCACAAUCAAUAACAAUCCAAGCCCCUACCCAAGCAAAAAACAAAGGCACCGAGAAGCGCAUUAAAAGCAGUAGGGAGUUAGCCAUUGAGAAAAAUGUGAAACACGGCCGAAAGUGCGGGAUUUGUGGCAAAUACACCCGCCAUAACGCUCGUAGUUGUCCCUCAAAGUAG
Molecule: messenger RNA, 1020 nt
Organism: Ipomoea nil (Japanese morning glory)
Lineage: Eukaryota; Viridiplantae; Streptophyta; Magnoliopsida; Solanales; Convolvulaceae
Product: protein FAR1-RELATED SEQUENCE 5-like
Exons: 3
Coding region: 1-1020 (339 amino acids)
Biological process (GO): regulation of DNA-templated transcription
Source: RefSeq, a predicted model, not a curated record